AUGGAUAACCAUGAGUAUGAGGGGAACUCCAAAGGCCGGCCAUGUGUCUUUCCCUUCAUCUACAAGAGCCGGACAUUCUACACCUGCACCAAUGAGAAUAGUGACGGUGGGAGAUUCUGGUGUGCCACAACUGGGAACUAUGAUAAAGAUACGCAGUGGAGCUACUGUGCUGACACAAGGCUAAGUUCAAGUCCGACAGGGCCGUGCAUCUUCCCCUUCACCUACAAGAGCAAGUCCUACUCAUCUUGCACAACAGAUGGAACACGUGAUGGAAAGCCCUGGUGCUCUCUCACCAAGAACUAUGAUGUGGAUCCAAAAUGGACAUACUGCGACCCCUCAGAACCCCUCCCCUGCAUUUUCCCUUUCAUAUUCCAGGGGAAAUCCUACUCUGCAUGCACCAAAGAAGGCGCUGCUGAGAACCAACUGUGGUGUGCCGUAACUGCUGAUUAUGACAAGGAUAGUAAAUGGAAGGCAUGUGCAAGCCAAGAGUAUGAGGGGAACUCCAAAGGCCGUCCAUGUGUCUUUCCCUUCAUCUACAAGAGCCAGACAUUCUACACCUGCACCAAUGAGAAUAGUGACCGUGGGAGAUUCUGGUGUGCCACAACUGGGAACUAUGAUAAAGAUACGCAGUGGAGCUACUGUGCUGACACAAGGCUAAGUUCAAGUCCGACAGGGCCGUGCAUCUUCCCCUUCACCUACAAGGGCAACUCCUACUCAUCUUGCACAACAGAUGGAACACGUGAUGGAAAGCCCUGGUGCUCUCUCACCAAGAACUAUGAUGUGGAUCCAAAAUGGACAUACUGCGACCCCUCAGAACCCCUCCCCUGCAUUUUCCCUUUCAUAUUCCAGGGGAAAUCCUACUCUGCAUGCACCAAAGAAGGCGCUGCUGAGAACCAACUGUGGUGUGCCGUAACUGCUGAUUAUGACAAGGAUAGUAAAUGGAAGGCAUGUGCAAGCCAAGAGUAUGAGGGGAACUCCAAAGGCCGUCCAUGUGUCUUUCCCUUCAUCUACAAGAGCCGGACGUUCUACACCUGCACCAAUGAGAAUAGUGACGGUGGGAGAUUCUGGUGUGCCACAACUGGGAACUAUGAUAAAGAUACGCAGUGGAGCUACUGUGCUGACACAAGGCUAAGUUCAAGUCCAACAGGGCCGUGCAUCUUCCCCUUCACCUACAAGAGCAAGUCCUACUCAUCUUGCACAACAGAUGGGUCAUCGGAUGAAAAACCCUGGUGCUCUCUCACCAAGAACUAUGAUGUGGAUCCAAAAUGGACAUACUGCAACCCCUCAGAACCCCUCCCCUGCAUUUUCCCUUUCAUAUUCCAGGGGAAAUCCUACUCUGCAUGCACCAAAGAAGGCGCUGCUGAGAACCAACUGUGGUGUGCCGUAACUGCUGAUUAUGACAAGGAUAGUAAAUGGAAGGCAUGUACAAGCCAAGAGUAUGAGGGGAACUCCAAAGGCCGUCCAUGUGUCUUUCCCUUCAUCUACAAGAGCCGGACGUUCUACACCUGCACCAAUGAGAAUAGUGACGGUGGGAGAUUCUGGUGUGCCACAACUGGGAACUAUGAUAAAGAUACGCAGUGGAGCUACUGUGCUGACACAAGGCUAAGUUCAAGUCCGACAGGGCCGUGCAUCUUCCCCUUCACCUACAAGAGCAAGUCCUACUCAUCUUGCACAACAGAUGGGUCAUCGGAUGAAAAACCAUGGUGCUCUCUCACCAAGAACUAUGAUGUGGAUCCAAAAUGGACAUACUGCAACCCCUCAGGCGACUCAAACAAAACAGAUGAAGACUAUGGAUGCCUGUGAUUCCAGCGGUGGCAAUUUCCCAAUAACCUGACCAACAUUUGACUAGCUCUUCCUGGCUUCCCUUUGAACUGUAAAAAUGUAGUGUUCCUCAUAGUUUGGUGUGGCCCAGCCCCAGCCCCUCCCCCAUUUCUCUUUCUUUCAAUCUGUAUGUUUUCUCAGAGCACAGGAUAUAGCUGUCUUGCUGAACCUAAGCAGUUCUGAUCAGUGUCUAGAUGGGACAUCAACUGGGAACCUUUGGAAAGCCACUUGAAUCCCAUCAUGGAAUCCCGUGAUCCCGGUCAGCUGGUGGCCCCACAGGGACGAGCCUUCUCAGUUUCUGCCCCGAGACUGUGGAAUGCGCUCCCUACUGAGAUACGAUCUUCCCCAUCUCUGACAAUUUUUUAAAAGCAUUUGAAAACCCACCUCUUCGCCCAAGCUUUGUCAGCUCUUUAAAAUUUUUAGGUUUUAAUCUGUGGUUGAUUUUUAAAUUGUUGAAUUGUUUUAAGUUUUUGAUUAUGAGUUUAACUUGUUUUAUGCUAUUGUUAACCACCCAGAGACAAAAGUUUUGGGCGGGGUACAAAUUAGAUAGAUAGAUAGAUAGAUAGAUAGAUAGAUGCACCUAUGCAUCCUUGCUCUGUG
Hemicordylus capensis (graceful crag lizard) is the source of this 2421-nucleotide messenger RNA. RefSeq names its product fibronectin-like. The record is from RefSeq and is a predicted model, not a curated record. Gene Ontology annotation, molecular function: heparin binding. NCBI's taxonomy places the organism in Eukaryota, Metazoa, Chordata, Lepidosauria, Squamata, Cordylidae. The coding region runs from base 1 to 1803 and encodes 600 amino acids. Gene Ontology annotation, cellular component: cell surface. The transcript is spliced from 13 exons.